GGCAUCUGACUGGAAACUAGACCAUCCGGACUGGACUGGGCGGCUUCGUGUCACCUCCAAAGGCAAAACUGCCUACAUAAAACUGGAGGAUAAGGUUUCAGGAGAGCUCUUUGCCCAGGCUCCUAUAGAUCAAUACCCUGGCAUUGCCGUGGAGACUGUGACGGAUUCCAGCCGCUAUUUUGUCAUUCGAAUUCAGGAUGGGACUGGACGAAGUGCUUUUAUAGGGAUUGGCUUCACGGAUCGUGGUGAUGCCUUUGAUUUCAACGUCUCUCUGCAGGAUCACUUCAAGUGGGUGAAGCAGGAAACUGAGAUCUCCAAGGAGUCCCAGGAACCUGACACACGUCCCAAAUUAGACUUAGGGUUUAAGGAAGGACAGACUAUCAAACUGAACAUUGGGAAUAUGACGACAAAGAAAGGAGGAGCAGCUAAGCCCCGUGUGUCUGGAUCAGGGGCCCUAAACCUGCUGCCACCCCCACCAGGAGGCAAAAUUGCAGUCCCUCCUAUACCUCCCCCGUCUUCCACAGCCAUUGCCAACCACGUCACGCCACCACCUGUGCUGAAAUCCAGUAAUGUGAGCGGUGCAG
Eurypyga helias (sunbittern) is the source of this 584-nucleotide messenger RNA. RefSeq names its product NECAP endocytosis associated 1 (gene NECAP1). The annotation marks the transcript as partial. Gene Ontology annotation, cellular component: membrane; clathrin vesicle coat. Gene Ontology annotation, biological process: endocytosis. The record is from RefSeq and is a predicted model, not a curated record. NCBI's taxonomy places the organism in Eukaryota, Metazoa, Chordata, Aves, Eurypygiformes, Eurypygidae. The transcript has 5 exons.